Molecule: messenger RNA, 2905 nt
Organism: Bacillus rossius redtenbacheri
Lineage: Eukaryota; Metazoa; Arthropoda; Insecta; Phasmatodea; Bacillidae
Product: zinc finger BED domain-containing protein 4-like
Exons: 2
Coding region: 777-2750 (657 amino acids)
Molecular function (GO): protein dimerization activity; DNA binding
Source: RefSeq, a predicted model, not a curated record
CCGAUUAUUAAAAUUCUGCAGGAUGUAGACGUAAAGUGCUGCCUAGCAGCGGUUCAUCGCUGUCGUUGCAGUAAUUUUAGUCAGUUUUACAACUAAAUAAAUAACCAUAAACGAUAUAAUAAAUAAUAAAUGAAAUAUAACAUAGCUUACCACAGCUCAGUUGCCACAAUCCCGUAAGCGGGAACGGAGGUUGGCGAUUUCGUACUGUGCAUUUAGGGUUAUUUAUUUAUUAACGCAGUGUUAUCGUAUAAAGAAAUUGUAGCCCAACUUUUACUUGCUGAAUACACCCACAUUGGUAGCCAUGUGCACAAAAUUUCAAGAUUCUACUGAGAAGUGUGCCACGUUUUCUACGUUUCUAGUAUAUUUAUUCACUUGCGUUGUUGCAUAUUUAUUUUCGUCAAUGAUUUUUUUUGUUAACCAGCAUUUGUCUAUACAUGAACUUUCACAGGUUUGCCAACUUCCGGUACAGAUCUUAUUCUCAAUUACUUAACGAUAAAAUGCAAGAAUAAUGUGGCCAUAGCCCGUAACAUUUUACGAGUUACGUAUUUUCCGUAAUUUAUUUAAUAACAGUAAACAUUAAAUCACCAGUUAAUUACGCAACUUAAACAUAAAAUUUCAAUGGACGUUUUUGAAACACGUUUUCAUUCCAGUAAGUUACCAGUACGGCAACUGUAGAAAUUUUCUUACAUGCUUUUGUUUCCAGUGAUGCUUCUUUGUUUGAAUGUUGGGUAAUGUUAGCGCAAUACGAAUAGUAAAAUAACAUUUUUAUUUACGUGAUGUCUAGUGAAGUGUGGAAAUACUUUGUCAUCGACCGACAAAAUUCUGGCUACGCAAUAUGUCAAAUCUGUAAAUGUACAAUCUCACGUGGCGGUAAAUCUAAAACUACAACAAACAUGAAAAAACAUCUCGAAAACAAGCAUGGGAGUUACGUUCAUGAGACGAAGAAACAAAGGCUACAUUCAUCGGAAUUGAGCGAGAUUGAAGAAAAUGAAAUAGAUGAUAGUUCAGCACAAAAUUGUUCUUCAGAGACAACCUUGCCAUUGUCAUCAAAUUCAGAUGUUAGGCCUACUGCUACUGAUUCAUCGAGAGGCAGCGGUUCAGUGUCCCCGAGGCAUGCUGAGAAAGUUGGCCAAACGAAUAUUUCAUCAAGAACACCAAACCAGUAUAGGCUAACUCCUAAAAGUCAAUACCAGCCUACAUUACAAUCAUUUAUUGAUAAAACUGCACAAUUCAAGUCCACUGAUCCUCGUGCAAAAUCAAUAACUCAGCACAUAGGUAGAAUGAUGUGCUUAGACAAUCGUCCUUUUAGCAUGGUUGAAGACAGAGGAUUCACAGAAUUUGUCAAAUUCCUUGAGCCUAGGUAUGUUUUGCCCAGCAGAAAACAUUUUUCAAAUACUGUUGUACCACACAUGUACCAAGAAUGUAGGGAAAAUGUGAACAAAAAGUUGGACGAAGCUGAACAUGUGAGUCUUACAACAGAUAUGUGGACUUCAACAGCCAAUGACGAUUAUCUUGGUCUAACUGUGCAUUUUGUUGAUUCCAAUUUUGUCUUGCAACACCUCAACAUUGGGGUUAUUCCCUUUCCUGAAUUAUCUCACACAGGGAACAAUUUGUGCAAUUUUAUCACAGAAACACUUGAAGAAUGGAAGCUGCAAUCUAAAGUUGUUGCCAUUGUAAGAGACAAUGCCAGGAACAUAACUGCUGGCCUAGAAUCAUCCGAAUAUGAACAUCUGCCAUGCCUAGCACAUACCCUGCAGCUUGUUGUAAAGGAAGGGCUACUGAACAACAAGAAUGUAAAUAAUCUGAUUGCCAACGGUCGUCGCAUAGUUGGCCAUUUCAAACAUUCUUGUAAGGCGACAAAAGAGUUAAAGAAGGCUCAAGCCACGCUGAAAAUGAAAAAACAUAAACUUAUCCAGGAUGAACCAACGCGUUGGAAUUCAUCUCUCCAUAUGCUACAGCGCUUACUUGAGCAAAAACAGUCUGUUUCUUUAGCAUCAGCAACUCUGCAGUUACCUGUGACUUUUUCAUCAGCAGAAUGGAACCUGAUGACAAAUGUAGUAAACCUUUUAAGUAUUUUCAACCAUGCAACAUUGGCUGUAAGUACUCAGUGUGUGACAGCCUCAGAAGUCAUACCUAUAAUCAACAGUUCUACUGAAGAGCUAAGGAAACCAGCACCUACUGGAUCAGGUGUACAGGGCAUCAAAAAUGAUAUGCUUGCUGCCAUAACUUUGAAGUAUUCUGAUGUUGAAGAGAAUAUGUUGUACGCAGUUGCAACAUUACUGGACCCACGAUUUAAACACCAUGUUUUUGUGCAGGACGGUAAUGUCACAAAAGCGAAAGUUUUUUUGAUUGAAGAAGCAAGAAAAACUAUCUGUUUGAAACAACCUGAAACUGAGUCUGUGCCGCAAACAUCCAGCCAAGCAAUGGAAAGCCAUGGUAUGUGGACAUUUUACUCAAACAUAAUGAAGACUGCCCCAAGUGUAAGCCACAUCGCAUCAGUUGAAGAUGAGAUUAAUGUUUACUUGGAAGAACCUAUUCAAAAUUCAAGUACCAACGUUUUCCAGUAUUGGAAAGAAAAUACCAAGUACCCAUGUUUAAAAAAACUGUCAAAGAAAUUUCUUUGCAUUCCACCUUCAACUGUACAUUCCGAGCGAUUAUUCAGCACUGCAGGACUGAUUGUUGAUCAGAAACGGAACCGUUUAGAUCCUGAACGAGUCAAAAUGUUGGUUUUUUUAAAUAAGAAUUUGUGAUCUAAUAAGAAUUUAGGAUCUAAUAAGACUUUGUGAUCUAAUAAGAUGCUUUGCCAGUUUUCAUUUAUUAUUUUAAGAACUUUCAAUUUUAUUUUGUCAAAAGUGUUGUUUUUAUGAUAUUUCACUAUGUUGUCAUUUAUUUCAAAGGUAUAAAG